Messenger RNA from Conger conger (European conger), 2020 nucleotides. RefSeq names its product MOB kinase activator 2-like. The record is from RefSeq and is a predicted model, not a curated record. Gene Ontology annotation, biological process: positive regulation of protein phosphorylation; signal transduction. Lineage: Eukaryota; Metazoa; Chordata; Actinopteri; Anguilliformes; Congridae. Gene Ontology annotation, cellular component: cytoplasm; nucleus. The transcript has 5 exons. Gene Ontology annotation, molecular function: protein kinase activator activity. The coding region runs from base 569 to 1237 and encodes 222 amino acids.
AACUACAAAUCCCGGAGGUCUUUUCGGCUCGGGUCGUUGUACGUCGAACGUUCCAGGAACGAGGGAGGGGGUCGGAUGUGUUUACUUCCGGAUUUCCUAUCUGUGGCAGAUCCUGAUCACACCAGCGGUGUAACAGCAGCACAAGAACCGAUGCGUGAGUUCAUGACCGAGGACAAACCAGCGGUGCUCCAGGACAACUUCCCCUUGGCCCUUCUUGCUAUCUCUGGAAGACAAGCCGCGAUACUGCAGCGUCCAACAGACGCUCGGCACGCCUAGGCUACCGGGCAGCGACCAAACAGCUGCUCGUGUUUCCAGUCUAAAAAGCAAAGUCAAUGUAGCCGUUUACCCGUUUUAGGAGCAGAACUGUCGGUCCCAUUCUGACGGUUCAUGGUGUUUUCAUUAACCGGAUUAAACACCGAAACAAGGAAAAGCACAUUUAGCGGUUGUUGGAAGUGAAGACCGAUUCACAGAGGACUUGACAGUUGGGGUUUGUGGGGUAACUACCCGGAUAAACUAAGGAGGAGGACGCCUCCAGCUUGCGGUGGAUUUACCCUUUCUAGCUGCAAUCAUGGAUUGGUUGAUGGGGAAGUCGAAGACGAAGCCCAAUGGGAAGAAGCCGCCGGCCGAGGAGAAGAGGCACUACCUGGAGCCGGAGUUCACCAAAGUGCGCGUGGUCGACUUCGACCUGAAGGAGCUGGUGGUGUUGCCCCCGGAGAUCGACCUCAACGAAUGGCUGGCCAGCAACACGACGACCUUCUUCAAUCUCAUAAACCUGCAGUACAGCACAAUCUCAGAGUUCUGCACCGCAGAGACCUGUCCGGCCAUGACUGCAGCCUGCAGCACGAUAUACUUCUGGUAUGACGAAAGAGGAAAGAAGACGAAAUGCACCGGCCCUCAGUAUGUCGACUUCGUCAUGAGUUCAGCACAGAAGCUGGUGACGGAUGAAGACAUCUUCCCCACAAAAUAUGGUAAAGAGUUCCCCAACUCGUUCGAGUCGUUGGUGAAGAAGAUCUGUCGGUACCUGUUCCACGUGCUGGCGCACAUCUACUGGGCCCACUUCAAAGAGACGGUGGCACUGGACCUGCAGGGCCACCUGAACACGCUCUACACGCACUUCAUCGUCUUCGUGCGGGAGUUCAACCUGGUCGACCCCAAGGAGACCGCCAUCAUGGACGACCUGUCGGAGGCGCUCUGCACCCCCCUGCCCCCCGCACAGAACCACGUGACCGAGAGAUGAGAGGCCACGCCCACCGGGGGGGCCCCGGCGGGGAGGAAGACGAGGAAGAGGAGGGCGGAGACGGGAAGGGGCAGGGGGCCAGAUUUGGCGUCUGCGGGACUUUUAGAGACCCUUCCGCACACAGAUUACCGAUAUUAUAAGGACCGCGCGGCGAAUGGAGGGGAGGGAGGGGGUUAGCACACCAGCAGGAAUUGGUGUGAGCUUUAAACUCCCUGCACCCCCCUCCACCUGCCUGCCCAGGACUUGGUUCUUUUAUUUUCUUUUGUUUUUCUUUUGUUUUUAGUUUCCCUAAAGUUUUAAGAUUUGUUUGUUUUUGUUUUGUGUUUCCCACAGAGGAAGGGGAUCGUGCUCUCUUCCUCACGUCAGGAUGGUGACACCGCUUCUUUAGCGUACAGUGCUAUACUGCUCUACAGUCAUACGGAGUGACUCUUUACUGGUAGUGGCUACGCUACGCUACGCUGCGCGAUCGUGAUUGGGCUGGCAGGACGGUGGCUGUCCUGCACUUUAGCCAAUCCCCUCUCUAGCCCUGCGCUUUAGCCAAUCCCCUCUCUCUGCCCCUGUCCUUCAGCCAAUCCCCUCUGUCUACAGGGUAGUUUCUUCUUGGGGGUUAAUGGGGAGUGCUCCAGGCCUGAGAGAGGCUCUCCAAACCAAAUACUGCUGUCUCCACCUGUAGCUUCGCUCCUGUAAAAUCCCAGUCCUGUAACCCUGGAGUCAGCGCCUACAACUACCAGCAUGCAACCUGCUCUUUAGAGGAAGAGCCCAGAACUACCUAUCGCGGGGGGG